This is a messenger RNA of Schistocerca piceifrons (Central American locust), 2919 nucleotides long. RefSeq names its product GDP-mannose 4,6 dehydratase (gene Gmd). NCBI's taxonomy places the organism in Eukaryota, Metazoa, Arthropoda, Insecta, Orthoptera, Acrididae. Gene Ontology annotation, biological process: GDP-mannose metabolic process. Bases 169 to 1257 code for a protein of 362 amino acids. The transcript is spliced from 7 exons. Gene Ontology annotation, molecular function: GDP-mannose 4,6-dehydratase activity. The record is from RefSeq and is a predicted model, not a curated record.
UUUCUGGAGCAAAGCAUCACACAUACGUAAACAAAUAUAUGUUUGUGGUUUUCUCUGAUUUGCGGGCGGGUGAUGCUUCGUGGCAACAAGAUAAUAGAUAGGCGACAAAGGUAUGACAAAUCCACGUCGAAUGCUGGAUAGUGUUGCUUAAAAACGAAAGAGAGCGACAUGGACUCUGGCGAUUCAGCAGCAGCUGCUUGUCAGCGAAAAGUUGCGCUGAUAACCGGCAUUACAGGACAGGAUGGGUCAUACCUUGCUGAAUUUCUGCUUGCCAAGAAUUAUGAAGUACAUGGGAUUAUUCGUCGGGCAAGUACAUUCAAUACUGCCCGAAUACAACAUUUGUAUGCGGAUCCAAAAUCUCACAAACAAGGAAAAAUGAAAUUACAUUAUGGAGAUAUGACUGAUAGCAGUUGCCUUGUGAAAAUAAUUAGUUCUGUGAGACCAAGUGAAAUCUAUAACCUAGCUGCACAGAGUCAUGUGAAGGUCUCAUUUGAUCUGAGUGAGUACACAGCUGAAGUUGAUGCUUUAGGAACAUUGCGUCUUCUUGAUGCAAUCCGGACAUGUGGGUUAGAAAAGGCUGUCAGGUUUUAUCAGGCUUCAACUUCAGAACUGUAUGGAAAGGUACAUGAAAUUCCACAAAAAGAAACAACACCUUUUUAUCCUAGAUCUCCAUAUGCAUGUGCUAAGCUGUAUGGCUACUGGAUUGUUGUGAACUACAGGGAAGCUUAUAAAAUGUUUGCAUGUAAUGGCAUAUUGUUCAAUCAUGAGAGCCCGAGAAGAGGUGAAAAUUUUGUGACAAGAAAAAUUACACGUUCAGUUGCAAAAAUUCAUCUUGGGCAGAUGGAGUGUGUUGAACUGGGAAAUCUUGAUUCAAAGAGAGAUUGGGGCCAUGCGAAAGAUUAUGUGGAGGCUAUGUGGCUUAUGUUACAACAAAAUGAACCUGAGGACUAUGUAAUUGCUACUGGGGAGACACACAGUGUCAGAGAAUUUGUAGAAGCUGCUUUCAAUCAUGUUGGUAAAGAAAUUGUUUGGGAAGGAAAAGGAGAAAAUGAAGUAGGCCGCGAGAAGGACACUGGUGUUAUAAGAGUGAAAGUUAAUCCAAAAUACUUCCGCCCUACAGAAGUGGAUUUACUCCUUGGUGAUCCUAGUAAAGCUCGAGAGAAAUUUGGUUGGAAGCCAAAAGUCACUUUCAAAGAACUUGUUAAGGAUAUGAUGGAGGCAGACAUAGAGCUGAUGAAGAAAAAUCCUGCUGCAUAAAUUUUGAAUCAGCUCAACAGUUGUGCACCUUAAGUAAUCUGCUUAUGUCACUCACUUUUUUUGAAAGAAAAGUGAGAGCUUGUUUGUGUAUAUUUUGUAAUACACAUCUUCCAGCACCAUUGGCCAAGACCAACAGUUCUGUAUUUAAUAUUGAUCAUGGGAAAACAUUUGAGUGCCAUUUAUUUUUACAUUUAAUGCAGACAAUAGCAUUACAAAGUUACAUUUUGUCUUCCACUUCUCCUGAUCCAUAAAUAUUCCUUGGAUUAUAUUGCUAGCACAUACAUUGUAUAUCUGUGUGAUGCAGGAAAACACUCUUAACCACCAUGUGUAAGUGGUGUGUUUUGUUCACUAAGUUAAAGGUGUCCUUGCACUAGGUGAACUGUCUUCAUUGAACAAUCAGAAAUACCUACUAUUCUGGACACCAUCUUAUGAUCACACAUUAAACAAUUGACAACCUAAAAUAAUAUCUCAUGAUUUUUUCAUUUUGAAAAUUACUUUUUCUAUAAAUUUUUCAGGUAUUAAAAUAGGACCUGUUCAUUUAAUCUUCAUAAUCAUCAUGUUCCUUUGAGAUAAUGCCAGUUCAGCCACAUUAGGCUACAUAGUUUUAAAAUAAUGAAAGAAGAAAGUUCUAAAACCUUGUAAACUUUGUUCCUCAUUUGUGAAAAUGGACUUUCGUGCACAGAAGGACAAUAGAGAAUUAUAAAUGUGAAAGGAAAUUGUUUAUGGUAGUUGUAAUGAUUCUGAUUAGAAUAUAAUGGUAAUGGUUUUGGUUACAAAACCAGUUUCAGUACCCAUUCCCCUUGGUUACUUACUCACACAGAAUUCUGAUAUAUAUCCACAUAUAACUUGGCUGAACUCAAAAAUUCAUUAAUUAAUAUUCAUAGGUUUCAUAAGCAGGUGGUCAGGUAACUGCUACUGAAGUUUAUGAUCAUUUGGAAGAGUGAUUUCCUUAUGGGACUUAGAUAUAAUGACUGGUGUGUACAAGGCAAUGUAACCAUUUGUACCUAGGCCUGACAUUCCUGCUUGUUAUUGAAUGUGAAUAUGCUUAAGGUAUUCUGACUAGAAGCUGUUUUUUUCCUGAACUGUUUUAGAAAUUUCUUGUUUUUCUUACUUCACUAUCAGAUUAUUGACUUGUAUGCCACACACAUUGGAAAAUAAUUACCAUGGAUUUGUGGGUUCACGUUCGGGGAAGGCCUGGGUUUCUUCAUUUACAAGUUGACAUCUUCUGCAGGAGCUGUGAAAGUAAAAUUUUUUGCAAGCGGUAUUUUUACAUUAUGUUAAUGCCAAUUUUAAUAUUAAUUUGUAUAUUUGUCAGACUCUCUCUCUCUCUCUCUCUCUCUCUCUCUCUCUCUCUCUCUCUCUCUCUCUCUCUCUCUCUCUCUCUCUUGCUGUCUCUGUCUUUUUAGUAAAUAAUGACCAGCAUUGAAUGCCUGUUAUUUUUUCUCAUGUGAUAAAUCUUUUCCAUCCUUUUUUUUUUUUUUUCUUUUACAUUGGCAUCUUGCACUGUUUGUUCAAUAAUGAUAUCCUGACAAGAAAAAUUUCUGUGUUGUAUUUUGAUAGAUGUUAGCAAAACAUACAUAUGUGAAGUUUGUGGUCAGUAUUAACAGAGUGCAUAUGGUAAUACCAUAUACUGAGUUGAUGUACGAUAUGUGUUUGUCAGAU